UGCCCCCCCCAGGGGGCGCGCUCUUCCUUAAGGGAAACCGAACCACGUUUCCCAAGAUGCCCUGCCGUUCGUUGGCUCGAAGCCCGACCGUGGAGGCCUCUGGGAGUAAUGAGAUUUGAAUCCUGACAAUUCUGACAUCCAGACCGCAGAGCGAGAGGUUGAGUAGGGACCCCGCUUGGUGUGUUAUCCAGGGUCCUCGAGAGCAGAUUCGGAAUGGGGAAGCGGUACUUUUGCGAUUACUGUGACCGAACGUUCCAGGACAAUCUUCACAACAGGAAAAAGCACUUGAAUGGGGUGCAGCAUUUAAGAUCCAAGAAAGUCUGGUACGAUCUCUUUCGAGAUGCUGCAACCAUCUUACAGGAGGAACAGACAAAGAAACCCUGUCGGAAAUUUUUGCAAACAGGCCACUGUGAUUUUGGCUCCAACUGCAGAUUUUCUCACAUGACGGGCGUGGAUCUCGAGAAGCUGAACAUGCAGGUACAAGGUAAGAGAAGGGUGACGUGAGAAACAGGUUACAGAAUGACA
Notechis scutatus (mainland tiger snake) is the source of this 525-nucleotide messenger RNA. Lineage: Eukaryota; Metazoa; Chordata; Lepidosauria; Squamata; Elapidae. The record is from RefSeq and is a predicted model, not a curated record.